CUAAAUUAAGCGACAAUUCUUUUUUCAUUAAAAAAAUGAUGUUUGAAAAAAUGCAGGCUUAAAUUUUCACAUGUAGUAAUUAAUAUCACAUAAAAGCCAAUUUGUUAUUUAAACACGGUCUUUUUUUAAAAAAAAAAAAUGCAAGGCUCUUCAAUUUCAUAUAAAUCAGCGAAAAAGAGCGGUAAAACACCAAAACAUUAAUUAAAUCGUACUCAAAUCACUUUCACAAUCGAUAUUUGGAACGAAUUAAGAUCUAAUCAAGAAAUGUCUCUUUCAUUAGAAACGUCUGUUUCAUUGGAACGCUCUGGACCCAGAGAGACUUAUGGUAAGUGUUCCCUUUGUAAACAACAACGAAUUGCGACGAUGUGGUGUGAACAAUGUGAUAUUUUGAACUUGAAAGAAUGCUUUCCAAAUUGGACUAGUGGAAAUUCUAUAAUAGAUGAGUUUAUUAGAUUUACUCAAUUAAAUGCUAAGGAGAGUAUGGACUACCUUGAAUGGAUUGAUUUUAAUCAAUUUGAUUUGAUCAAGGAUAUUAAUGAUAAAGGAGCUUUCAGCUCGAUUUAUUCAGCAGUAUGGACGGAAGGUCCGAGGUGGAAUUUAGAUGAAGAAACCGAAAUAUGGACUCGUACUGGCCCAAUUAAGGUCAUUCUAAAAAGAUUAGAUAAUUCUCAUAAUUUAAGUCAAGAAUUUGUAGAUCAAUUAUAUAGAUACCAUAAAUGUCUGAAAAGUAGAGCACUUGCAGAUUGUUUUGGUAUAACCAAAGAUCCAACAUCAUGUUACAUGCUUGUUAUGAGAUAUUACAAAAACGGGAGUUUAUAUUCGUAUCUUAAAGAAACCUUGGGAGUACUUUAUUGGAGAGAUAUUGUAGAUAUGUUAUGGUCAAUAUCCACAGGCCUUAGUUAUAUUCACAAACAUGGUCUUGUUCAUGGACAUUUACACGGUGGAAAUAUAUUAGUCGAAAGUGAUGUGAACUCGAUUGAAACUAUGAUUACGGAUACUGGAUUACAUGGACCCGUUGAUAAACAAUUAUCUCCAAAACAAAUUUACGGUGUAAUUCCUUUUGUUGCACCAGAGAUUUUUAAUGGAAAUACGCCAACUAAAGAAUCCGAUAUCUAUAGCUUUGGAAUGGUCAUGUGGAUGUUAUCAGCUGGUGUGCGUCCUUAUUGUGAUAGACCUCAUAAUAAACAACUAAUUCAGGAAAUCUGCUUAGGAUUAAGACCGAGCGUCGUAGAUGGAACUCCGCCAGUUUUCUUCAGUUUAAUGAUACAAUGUCUAGAUGUGAAUCCAUCCAAUAGACCAACAGCGUCUCAGCUUAACGAAUGUUUUGGAAAUUGGGUCAUAGCAAUUUGUGAUAACCCUGACCCAUCUGAUUUAUCAAAUCAAUUUGACGCUGCCAAAGAAAUAAAAAUCUCGAAUUUGGAAAAUUCUAAUUUCAACGCUUUCUCAAAUCACCCAAAAGCUAUUUAUUUCAGUCGCCCAUUAUGGUUGAUUGAUUAA
This is a messenger RNA of Rhizophagus irregularis DAOM 181602=DAOM 197198, 1497 nucleotides long. RefSeq lists its product as uncharacterized. Gene Ontology annotation, biological process: protein phosphorylation; signal transduction. Gene Ontology annotation, cellular component: cytoplasm. The record is from RefSeq and is a predicted model, not a curated record. NCBI's taxonomy places the organism in Eukaryota, Fungi, Glomeromycota, Glomeromycetes, Glomerales, Glomeraceae. Gene Ontology annotation, molecular function: protein kinase activity; ATP binding.